AGAAAGAGCGAGAGCGGCGAGCGCGGCGCGAGUCGGCGCCCGGGCAGCUGCACAUUGUUGCGGAUCGCCGGGACCAGGCAGCGCAAGCAGAGGCAGCGGCGGCGGCGGCGCGGGGUGGGUGUAGGGGGACGCGCGGCGUACCCGGCUGGCCCCUCCGCGCUCGGAGCCGCACCACCACAGCCGCCGAGCCGCGCGCCCGCCCGCCCGCCGCCUGGGCCCCGAGCCCACCGCGCCGCCCGCCCGCCCGCCGCCCUCGGAGGACGGCCGGCCAUGGACGCCUGCAAGUUGGAGCCGAGCGGGAGGGCGUGAGCGCGCCGGGGGUCGGGAGCCCGCGCCGCGCAGCCGGGCAGCCGGGCGCGCCGGGGGUGGGUCCCUCUCCCCAGCCCCGCUCUGCGUGGAAGAAGAGGGCGGGGACCGGCGCGGGGAGGAGAGCGGAGGAGGAGAAGGGGGCAUGACUCGUGCAACUUGCGGCGGGCAUCCACCGAGCCUCUGAGCCGCCGGCGGCCCGGGGCCCGGACUGCGGCCGCGCCGAACGCACCCAGCCCACCCCGCCCCGGCCGACGGCUGCGGCUGACCUGGAUCCUUGGAGCGCCCGCCGGCCGGCAGCGAUCGGCCUUCGUCUUCCGGACUGGUUUCUGGAGCGCGGGGAGCGCUCUCCUCGCGGCCCCUCUCGCCGGACCCCCGGCCCCCGAUGGCUCGGAUGGGGCUUGCGGGCGCCGCUGGACGCUGGUGGGGACUCGCUCUCGGCUUGACCGCAUUCUUCUUCCCAGGCCCCCAGGCCCAGGUGGUCCAGGUGAACGACUCCAUGUACGGCUUCAUCGGCACCGACGUGGUUCUGCACUGCAGCUUCGCCAACCAGCUGUCCAACGUGAAGAUCACCCAGGUCACGUGGCAGAAGGCCACCAACGGCUCCAAGCAGAAUGUGGCCAUCUACAACCCGGCCAUGGGCGUCUCGGUGCUGAACCCCUACCGCGAGCGCGUAGAGUUCCUACAGCCCUCCUUCAUCGAUGGCACCAUCCGCCUCUCGCGCCUGGAGCUGGACGACGAGGGGGUCUACAUCUGCGAGUUCGCCACCUUCCCCGCCGGCAAUCGAGAGAGCCAGCUCAACCUCACUGUGAUGGCCAAACCCACCAACUGGGUGGAGGGUACCCAGGCAGUGCUUCGAGCCAAGAAGGGGCAGGAUGACAAGGUCCUGGUGGCCACCUGCACCUCGGCCAAUGGGAAGCCUCCCAGCGUGGUAUCCUGGGAAACACGUCUGAAGGGCGAAGCAGAGUACCAGGAGAUCCGGAACCCCAACGGCACGGUAACCGUCAUCAGCCGCUACCGCCUGGUGCCCAGCCGGGAAGCCCACCAGCAGUCCCUGGCCUGCAUCGUCAACUACCACAUGGACCGCUUCCGAGAGAGCCUCACCCUCAAUGUGCAGUAUGAGCCCGAGGUGACCAUUGAGGGCUUUGAUGGGAACUGGUACCUGCAGCGAACAGACGUGAAGCUCACGUGCAAAGCUGACGCCAACCCCCCUGCCACCGAGUACCACUGGACCACGCUGAAUGGCUCUCUCCCCAAGGGCGUGGAGGCCCAGAACAGAACCCUCUUCUUCAGGGGGCCCAUCAACUACAGCCUGGCAGGGACCUACGUGUGUGAGGCCACCAACCCCAUCGGCACACGCUCGGGCCAGGUGGAGGUCAACAUCACAGAGUUCCCCUACACCCCGUCUCCUCCUGAACACGGGCGGCGCGCCGGGCCGGUGCCCACGGCCAUCAUUGGGGGCGUGGCAGGGAGCAUCUUGCUGGUGGUGAUCGUGGUCGGCGGGAUUGUGGUGGCCCUGCGCCGGCGCCGGCACACCUUCAAGGGUGACUACAGCACCAAGAAGCAUGUGUAUGGCAACGGCUACAGCAAGGCAGGCAUCCCCCAGCACCACCCGCCCAUGGCCCAAAACCUGCAGUACCCGGAUGACUCGGACGAUGAGAAGAAGCCCGGCCCUCUGGGUGGGAGCAGCUACGAGGAAGAGGAGGAGGAGGAGGGCGGCGGAGGGGGCGAGCGCAAGGUGGGCGGUCCCCACCCCAAAUACGACGAGGACGCCAAGCGGCCCUACUUCACCGUGGAUGAGGCGGAGGCCCGUCAGGAUGGCUACGGGGACCGGACUCUGGGCUACCAGUAUGACCCCGAGCAGCUGGACUUGGCCGAGAACAUGGUUUCUCAGAACGACGGGUCUUUCAUUUCCAAGAAGGAGUGGUACGUGUAGCCCCCACCGCCAGAGCCUCUGUCUGCACCUCUUUCUCCCCAGCCCCCACCCGCACGCCCCCUGCCCACCCCCGUGCCCACUCCUCCGGGAGCUCAACAGAGACUCACCCAGCUGCCCAAAGCCAGCUCCACACUCCUGGGGAGCGGGGAGCCCAGGGCACACACGACCUGGCUUGGUUUUGAUUUCCUCCCCGUCCCCGGCCCUCCCCAUGCUGUUGUGUUCACUGUGGCUUUGGUGUUGCUGUACCUUUUCUCCCCUGACCCUCCGCCUGCCCUCUGUGUGGGGAGCCCUAUUCUCGUCUUGUGUACCUGGGCACCCCUCCAGGGUUUGGGGAGCCAGCCCCCCCCACCCCCCAACACUGGAAUCUGUUUGCGUCCUUCCCACUGGGGGUGGAGGGCUGAGGGGGCUCAAAGGGGAAAAGCCCCGCCCUACCCCCAGCUGCUGCUGCUCUUUUCCCAGGGAGAGGGAACCCAGUCCUCCCUGCCACGAGCAGCCGGGAGCUUAGACCCCUGGUCUAGACGGCCAUUGCACCAGAGAGGCAGGGAGAGGCUUCUCCAAAGCACCCAGGGUUGUCUUGUUCGUUAUGUGAAUCAAGUUGAGGUCCCCACCCAGGGCCUUGGGCAGUGUAUUUUCCUGGCGAGGUUGGUUUUACAUUUUUUUUCCUCAUUGGCCGACAGAGAAUGAAGUUGGCCCAGCUCUGGUGCGUCUCUCCUCUUGAUCCCUAUCUGCUCCCCACAGAGUGGGGCUCCAGGUGGACCCUGACCCACACUUCCCAUAUGCCUCUACCAACGCAUAACAGACCCCUACAUGCACACUCGCCGCUCAUGUCUGCCCUUCGUUCCCCUGGGGCUACAUGCCCUCGCAGGCGGGACAGCGCCGGGGCCCACCCCUCUCUGCACCUUUUCCCCUCCCAGUGGAGGAUGGGGACAGCCUUCAGAAGUGUCCAGGGACAGCUGAGACCAGAGCUCCCUGGAGCCUCUACCCUAGGAGCUCAGGCUGGCCCCAAAAUCCUUCUUUCGGCAGGGGAGUUUCUCCCAUUUCUCCCUUACCUGUCAAGUGCUGGUAACUGUUGAUUCCCCUGGAGAGUCAGGGCUGGGGGUCCCUAACAUGUCCAGGUGACAGAAGUGACCGAGUACCACCAGUCAGUGGGGAAGGGAGUCGACAGUAGAAGCUCUGCAAACACGCACGAAGAGUACAGUGGGCAGCCCACCUGCCAAGUCCAAUGCAGAUGUUCUGGGCUUGCCGGAAAUGCAAGGGGAGCAGGGUCACAAGGAAUCCAGAUUCAGGAGCUCCUGCUCACCCCUCACCACGUUCCUCUCUCCCCUCCCAGCUCAGCUGUACCUGAUCUCCAUUCGGGAAAGGGGUAGGGGAUCCUUAGGGAAGCUUUCCCUUUGAGUUACAGGUUCCCUCCUUGAAUGGGGCUCUGGGUCCCCAUCAGUCACCCAAGACGAGGGCUUCCUGUCUGUACAGUGGGGGAAAGGUCCCUCCCAGCCCUCUCCAUUCCCCCAGCUCAAAGUGCCUCAGUUCCUCCAUCUGCCCACCCUAGUCCCCCCAGCACUCUGGAUAGGAAAGACCCUGGGAUGGGAGAGGCAGGCUCAUGCCUGCCCAUUAGGGUUCCAGUUAACUCAACCCAGGCUGUCCAGGGCUCUGUGGGAUGGCAAGUGUUGGGGGGGCAGGCAGCAGACCACUCUGUGCCCCAGGGGCACUGACCUACCCUGCCAUAGGCUUCCCAAGGGAGCCCCAGCACCCCCUCCUCCCUUCCCUGGCGCUGCUAUUGAAUCCCUGCCCAGCCCUGUCUCUGCCCUGGCAACCCUGGGCCCACCAGCAGGGCCACCCUCACCUGGCCCCCACUGCCCUCACCCCAGCCCUGGCUGCCCAGUAGCCACGUAGCAGAAGUCUGAAGCCAUGCCAGCCCUGGGGCAGCUCUCCCCUCUUGGCACUGGGGGUACUGGAUGGGGUAGAGCUGGAGGAGAACGUUCUGAGGUCUUUCUAGCCACAGGGCAGAGGGGUAUGGAGGAGCUGGGCUGCUUCUCCUGGCAGUAUUAGUGUCCCCCUACCCCCCCAGGGCAGAGGGCUUUCUCCAUAUUACAUCCCACCUCACGGCACUCAGGCCCCUGUUUGGUCUCCUUGUGCCCAGGGGGCUUACUUGAUAGCAGCAUUCUCUGUCUUCUGGAAACCAUGAAACAAAGAACUCUUCCUCCUGUGUCUCCCUUAUCCUGCACUGCCAAUCCCUGUUCCUCCUUAUAUGAUGUACUUAGGAGGGCCCCUGAGCCCAGCCAAAGCACUGAGUCCCCUUUCAGACACCUCCAUACCCUCCCCCCAAGCAAAGCACAAACUGUGGGACCCAUGCCACAUGCAUGGACCGUGUGGGAGGCUGCUGCCUGUCCGGGAGCCCAGCGGCACUCCCAGCAAGGCAGCUGCUACUCUGGGCAGAAGGCGGGCACGAGGCAGGCGGGGGUUGGCACUCGGGCCUGGGGAGGUGGGGUUUUCUGUACCUGGAGUCUGCAGGGAGGUGAGACCUGCUGCUGGGCUCCCUGACACAGCCCGCUGGCGGCAGGGAGGCCUGGCCCAACAGAGACGAGGACGCUCUGCUUCUCCUUCAUGCCCCAGCAUGAGCUGAGCUUCUGCCUUUGCUGGAAAUGAAAUAAACUUGGUAUUCCUUGUGCCAA
Molecule: messenger RNA, 4911 nt
Organism: Neogale vison (American mink)
Lineage: Eukaryota; Metazoa; Chordata; Mammalia; Carnivora; Mustelidae
Gene: NECTIN1
Product: nectin cell adhesion molecule 1
Exons: 6
Coding region: 692-2242 (516 amino acids)
Biological process (GO): heterophilic cell-cell adhesion; homophilic cell-cell adhesion; protein localization to cell junction
Cellular component (GO): adherens junction
Source: RefSeq, a predicted model, not a curated record